AUGGCGGCCAUUGUUUGUGAUUCCAUCUCUUUGCCUGCUAGCCACAUCAACCGUGAUGGAAUAUUAUCUGUGCUACCAGAAGACAUCCUCCAGCAAAUCCUCUCUUCUCUUACGCUGAAACAGAGAGCAAUAGCUUCCCUUGUUUGUAAAAGUUGGCAUCAGAUGAUAACAUCAUUGGACGACCGCAAAUUUGUGCGAACACAUUCUACAAAGAUAUACUGUGGAUACUGCUAUUAUUAUCACAACAACUGUCAAUGCAGCUAUCGCGUCGAGCCAGUUAUCAAAUUUGCUGCUGACAACAUGAGUUUCACAGAAUUCUAUUUGUUCGUACGUAGUUCUUACUAUUACAUGUCUACGCAAACUUUAGAGUCAAGUUUAUUAACCGUUCUCCAUUUAAAAGGAGAUUGCAACUUGAACUUUGUUAGAGAUAUUAAGGAAUUGACUUCAUUGAAAGAGAUAUAUUUUGAUUCUGUUCGCAUCUCUCCAGACACCUUCUCCAAGUUCAUGAGCAAGUGCCCUUCCAUGGUUGAGUUAACUUUGAUACGUUGUUACGACCUUCAUUCCAUCUCAGUGCCUCAUCUGAAUCAACUUAAAAAGGUUCAUGUGAAUUGUCGCAGUAGAUAUAUACAAACAAUAGAAAUAAAAGCUCGAAAUCUGUUGGAGUUUCACUUGUUUAUUUCCUCAUCAGCAGCAAAAGAGAAACUUGAUCUAUGCGCUUGUACUAAGCUGCAAGUCCUGAAAAUAGAUUCUGAAUACAUUCCCAUAGGAUUUCCUAAAGAUAUUUCCUUAGCAUUCCCGUGCCUUAAAUCCUUAUCUCUUCCUUUAUGUAAAGGAUUGAAUAAAAUCAAGAGUUUGAGGUUAAUUGACAGGGUUGACUUGGAUGAUGCUUUCAUUGUUAGUCCCAAUUUACGUUCGUUCAAGCUAAUAGAUAUUAAAAAAGUCCCAAGCUCGUGUACUGUUGCUGAAAAUUUGGGUGAAAAUAUCAGCUUGUCCUUGGAAACUGACACAACUGAAUCAAAGGCACAACAUUUUCUGUAA
Messenger RNA from Lycium ferocissimum, 1038 nucleotides. Its product is annotated as putative F-box/FBD/LRR-repeat protein At5g56810. The record is from RefSeq and is a predicted model, not a curated record. The transcript has 2 exons. The coding region runs from base 1 to 1038 and encodes 345 amino acids. Gene Ontology annotation, molecular function: protein binding. Lineage: Eukaryota; Viridiplantae; Streptophyta; Magnoliopsida; Solanales; Solanaceae.